UUGAAAAUAAGUUGAGUGCACCACCACGCACGGCAGGCGACGCACAGGUUGUCAGUAAAAGUUACUCGUUAAGCUGAAAGGACUGAAUACUAAUGAUUUCAGCAGAAUUGAGCAACAAUCAUGUUAUCUUGUCGAUGUGAUAUUAAUACCCGUGCUGCAAACAUGGUCAUAGAAUUGCUCGUCAGGAUAUUCCUUUUGAUUGUCUUCUUAAUCACAGAGGAUCUUCCCCCAUUUCACCGAGUAAUACAACCAGAAGAGAUGUGGUUAUAUAAAAACCCACAUGCUGUGCACAGUACUAUUUCAACGAGAAUGCUAUUUGGAUCUGCUAUCUUUGUACCCAUUUUAGUUAUAACAACCUUUAGUCUUAUCAGGAAAGAUAAACUAGAUUUCCUGCAUGCUGUCUUAGCUUGCUCGCUAGCUGAGCUUUUAAACGGUGUGAUCACAAAUAGUAUCAAACUUAUUAUUGGAAGACCGCGACCGGAUUUUUUUUCCCGCUGUUUUCCUGAUGGUUUAAUGACGGCUGAUCUUAAAUGCACAGGAGACCUAAAUAUUAUUAAUGAGGGCAGAAAGAGCUUUCCAAGUGGACAUUCAUCAUUUUCCUUUUGUGCCUUUGGCUUUACAGCCUUUUACCUUGCCGGAAAACUACAUACAUUUGAGAGUCAAGGACGAGGUUUUGGCUGGAGGAUUCUGGUCACGUUAGCACCCCUGUAUGUCGCCCUCAUGGUUGCAUUAUCAAGAACGGCUGACUACAGGCAUCACUAUGAAGACGUUAUAGCUGGGUCCCUGCUUGGUCUUGCCAUUGCUUACCCCAUUUAUCGUCAGUACUUCCCAGCCUUCACUCAUGCUACUUGUGAUAAAUCUUAUGCAAGGCUUUAUGCUCUCAGAGAUGCAAUGUCAUUACAGGAAUACAACUCACACAGUGCAAUAUCUACCAAUGUACAAAUAGAUAGUGUGAAAACAGUUUGAUGAAUAGAGUAUUUGUAUGUAAUGCUCUGUUUCAUGUUUUAUCUAAUAGACUGCUGAUGACCAAAAUUAA
This is a messenger RNA of Lytechinus variegatus (green sea urchin), 1036 nucleotides long. RefSeq names its product phospholipid phosphatase 5-like. The record is from RefSeq and is a predicted model, not a curated record. Gene Ontology annotation, biological process: phospholipid metabolic process. The transcript is spliced from 7 exons. The coding region runs from base 121 to 966 and encodes 281 amino acids. NCBI's taxonomy places the organism in Eukaryota, Metazoa, Echinodermata, Echinoidea, Temnopleuroida, Toxopneustidae. Gene Ontology annotation, molecular function: phosphatidate phosphatase activity.